GUGAAGAGGGUUGCUAAGAGCAUAACCAAAUUAAACCCGUUUUUAGAAGUAUGGGGAAAAUGGGGUCAUCAAUGACCUCUCUCUUUCUCACUCUUUUAGUUUUAGCAGUGUCUCUCAAUUUGCCUUUUGAAACCUCAGCAGAUUACACUUAUUCUUCUCCUCCACCACCUCCUAAGAAGUACCCACCACCACCUUACCAUUACAAGUCUCCACCACCGCCUCCUCCGGUCUACUCUCCACCACCACCACCACCACACAAGAAGCCUUACAAGUACAAAUCUCCUCCCCCACCAACUCCUGUUUACAAGUCCCCACCACCUCCUCCAUCACCACCCAAGCAUCCUUACAAGUACAAGUCUCCUCCACCUCCACCACCAUCACCACCCAAGCAUCCUUACAAGUACAAGUCCCCACCACCACCACCACCACCCUCACCACCCAAACACCCCUACAAGUACAAGUCCCCACCCCACCCCCACCAUCACCACCUAAGCACCCUUACAAGUACAAGUCUCCACCCCCACCAUCUCCAGUUUACAAGUAUAAGUCUCCACCACCUCCACCGCCAUCACCACCCAAGCACCCUUACAAGUACAAGUCCCCACCACCUCCACCACAUCACCACCCAAGCACCCUUACAAGUACAAGUCCCCACCUCCACCACCAUCACCCCAAAGCAUCCUUAUAAGUACAAGUCUCCACCACCACCACCAUCACCACCCAAGCAUUCCUACAAGUACAAGUCUCCCCCACCACCACCUCCAUCCCCACCCAAGCACCCUUACAAGUACAAGUCUCCACCCCCACCACCUCCGGUUUACAAGUAUAAGUCUCCACCACCUCCUCCCGUUUACAAGUCUCCUCCUCCACCACCACCCCAUUAUGUCUACUCUUCACCUCCUCCUCCUCACCACUACUAA
Messenger RNA from Gossypium arboreum, 920 nucleotides. RefSeq names its product extensin-like. The record is from RefSeq and is a predicted model, not a curated record. NCBI's taxonomy places the organism in Eukaryota, Viridiplantae, Streptophyta, Magnoliopsida, Malvales, Malvaceae.